Messenger RNA from Scheffersomyces amazonensis, 2705 nucleotides. RefSeq lists its product as uncharacterized. The record is from RefSeq and is a predicted model, not a curated record. The transcript has a single exon. The coding region runs from base 273 to 2705 and encodes 810 amino acids. NCBI's taxonomy places the organism in Eukaryota, Fungi, Ascomycota, Pichiomycetes, Serinales, Debaryomycetaceae.
UCAAAUCCUUAAUUUUAAAGUUGGGAUCUUUUAAAAAUGUAAACAUGAUUAUAAAUACAGUUAAGAAAAUUCAUAUUCUAAUAUCAUCUAACUGGUAUUAAGCUUUUGAACUUCAAAGCGCGAUCUAUUUAUAAUAUUCUACUAAACCUUUACCAUGAUUAUACAUAUACAAUUCUUGCAAAAUAAAUGAUAUUUAUAUGGCUUCAAUUCCCCAAUUUUAUAAAAUGUUGUAGAUAUUCAAAGUGUGUCAUUGCGAAAAUACUUCUUAUAUCAUGUUUCCCUAUUUCAUUAUAUUUUUUUCCUUCUGUUCAUGGGUUCUUGCAGGUGGUCUACUCCCCAGUAAUGCUCAAUUAAUUGCCCAAGGAACUGGAGUUCCGGAAGUACCACUUGGAUAUUUUACAGAGAAUGGUAGAACUUACUUAGCAGCACAUGGAGGCAUGAAAGAUACAUUCAAUAUAGAUUCAGCUACUGCUGCUCUUUACGGUUACGAUGGUAAAGUAGGCGCUGUUGUAGACGAUCACUUAACUUUUUCUGACACUACUAGUGCAGACCAAUUUCAACUAUGGAUUAGGUCAGAUCGUAUCGAGAUUAGUCACAGAGAACUUAAUUUCUUUUUAUGUCACGAGACUGAGUAUGGACGAAUUUUACUUACUACAAUGGCCUUCAAUCCCGACUUAUGCUAUCAUGUUAUCUUGUACUUAGUUCCCGAUCCUCCCGAUCUUACUGAACCUACAGGAUUACUCCCUUCUAACGCUCCAUUACUCGCAAAAGCAACAGGAGUUCCGGAUGUGCAACUUGGAUACUACACUGUGAAUGGUACAACAUAUUUUGCAGCAAUUGAAGACUCCCGAAACAGUUUCAAUAUAGAUUCACUUACUUCCAACCUUUUCGGUAACGAUGGUAAAUACUGCGUUCUCCUGGAAAACAAUUACUUCACAUUUGCUAAUACUCCUGGUACAUCUCAAUUUCAACUAUGGAAUUGGCCAGAUGGUGUUGAGGUUAUUAACAGACAAGGUAAUGUUUUUCUAUGUAAUAUAACGAGUAUAGGAGCAACUAUACUUACUAUGAGUGCCAUCAGUCCCGAAAUGUGCUAUCAGGUUACCUUGGAGUUCGAUAUUGAUCCACCUGAUCCUUAUGAACCAGUUGGUUUACUCUCUGCUGACGCUCAACUAUAUGCACAAGGUACAGACGUUCCCGAUGUUCUACUAGGAUAUUACACUUUCCUUGGUGUAACUUACUUAGCAGCAAAAGAAAGUUCCCAAGAUACAUUCAAUAUAGAUUCAGAUACUGCCAAUCUUUAUGGUAAUGAUGGUAACUUCUGUGUUGUUCUGGAACCCAAUUACUUCACUUUUACUAACACUCCUGGGAAAGCAAAAUUUCAACUAUGGACUUAUCCAGAUCGUAUUGAGAUUACUUAUACAGCAGGCUAUUUCUAUUUAUGUGAUAUAAGUACCUUAGGAGCAACCAUACUCACUACCAGUUAUACGAAUACCGAUUCAUGCUAUCGUGUUACAUUACUAACCUUUCCUCCUGACCCCACUGAUCCUACCGAUCCUACCGAUCCUACCGAUCCAACUGAUCCAACUGAACCAACUGAUCCAACUGAACCAACUGAUCCUACUGAGCCAACUGAACCAACUGAACCAACUGAACCAACUGAACCAACUGAACCAACUGAUCCUACUGAACCAACUGAACCAACUGAACCAACUGAACCAACUGAUCCUACCGAUCCUACUGAUCCUACCGAUCCUACUGAUCCUACUGAUCCUACUGAUCCUACUGAAGAACCUACCGAACCAACUGAACCAACUGAACCAACGGAACCGACUGAUGAACCUACCGAAACCAGCGAACCUGUUGAAGAUAUUGAAAUUCCUGAGGGAGUGGAGCCUGCUCCGCUUGUCGCUGUUAGUGAAAAUGGUAUCAGAAUAUCAUUAAGAACUCUUGAAGUUUUAGAAAACGCAAAUGAUAGUGCUUCUGGCAUUCUGAAACGUGAAGACAGUAUAGCAGUUCCAGAAGUUACUUAUUUGGUGGUUGGAACUGAUGAUGAUUCUGCAUUUUACAUCCUAGAUGGCAAGCUUUACAAUAUAGAAGGUCUUGUGGCCGGUAAUGAACACUCGACAUUUAUUACCUUUGCAUCCGAGGGAGGAUUGACAGGAUUCGAUAUCUCUGAAGAUGGCGAUUUAUAUUUCAGAGGAGAUGACACAUUCUAUUAUUGCUAUUUGGAUGGAGGAAAUACUACUUUCAGAGCAAUUUCCCUUGAAGAUGUCGGAUCUUGUAAUGACACUUCACUUAUAUUAGAAGAUAUUAGUGCUGAGGAAGAGGAAGAGGAAGUUUCUACGUGGAUCACUACUGUUUUUCUCCUCACUGAAACUAGUACUAUAACCGAAUGUGCAUCAACAGUGACCGAUUGUCCAGACUUCUCCACAAUCGUCCAUACUAUUACUACAACAUACUGUCCGGACACAGAACCUGGUCCAUAUACACUCACUUUAUAUGCAGCAGUAGAAACCGGAGACGAAAGCGAAAUUGAAACUCGUACAUUUAUAACUACAAUAUGUGAUACGGUAUGCGAGACAGCACUUUCUUCUUCUGUCCAACCAGGUUCCAUGGCAACAGAGAUCCCUAUUUUUAAUAGUGCUGGCACUUUAACUAGUUGGUUUGGGUUAUCUAUUGCGGCUUGUCUUAUAUUUUUACUUUGA